Molecule: messenger RNA, 2669 nt
Organism: Dreissena polymorpha
Lineage: Eukaryota; Metazoa; Mollusca; Bivalvia; Myida; Dreissenidae
Product: dorsal-ventral patterning tolloid-like protein 1
Exons: 8
Coding region: 218-1612 (464 amino acids)
Source: RefSeq, a predicted model, not a curated record
UCUUAAAGUUAAGCUGUUUACUUUUUUAGUAUUAACAUAAAAACACUUUAUUAAGUAACUAUUUUUUACGAUAAUUUGGGACAUCCCUCGUACAUGUCAUUUAGAAACGCGUAUUGAUUUUGAAGGAAAUGUUAUCACUUAGUUUCCAAACUGAAUUACCCGGACUCAUUCUGCAACAACGUAAGAGAGCGGACGGUUGAAUAGCUUAACUUCAAACAUGGCCGUAUUCAGUACCGAUGUACGCCGGAGGUUUAUCGGACUUGUACUGGUUAUAAGUGGCACACUAGGAUACACCAUGGCUACAAAUGGGUGUCUAGGGUUAUUUACGGAGCCAUAUGGCGUCAUCACAAGCCCUAACUACCCAGAGAAUUAUAAAGACGACACUUCUUGUGAAUGGGCCAUCAGGUCGCAAGAAGGCAAAAGGAUCAAACUGGAUUUUACAUUCUUUGAAAUGGAGGAUCAUUAUUCGUGCCUCUAUGACUACCUUCAUAUCUUCAAUGGACCAAGCACCUCUUACCCCUCCAUCGGAAAAUUCUGCGGGAGCGCAACACCAAGUGGAUUCAGGUCUCAGUCGAAUAGUGUAUACUUUGUCUUCAAAACAAACGGUAGCACUUCACGUCGGGGUUUCAGCAUGACCUACAUGUUCUUCGGACAAGGGUUUCUUGGGGAAUUUACGGAGCCAUAUGGCGUCAUCACAAGCCCUAACUACCCAGGGUAUUAUGAACACAACACUUCUUGUGAAUGGGUCAUCAGGGCACAAGAAGGCAAACGGAUCAAAUUGGACUUCACUUCAUUUAAAACGGAGAAUAACUAUGACUGCCUAGAGAUCUUCAAUGGGCCAAGCAGCUCCUCUCCCUCCAUCGGAAAAUUCUGCGGGAGCGCGACACCAAGUGGAUUCAGGUCUCAGUCGAAUAAUGUAUACUUUGUCUUCAAAACAGACUAUAGCAUCACAUAUCGGGGUUUCAGCCUGACCUACCUGUUCUUCACACAAGUUUCAAGUGUGGCAAUUGGCAAUACAGCGAUUCAGACGGACACGUUUCUACCUGUUGAUGGAUUGACAGACACGUGCUCAAAGACAACGUCCAUUUAUGCAGAAUUGAAGCUUGAUCUGACUGAGUAUUACCUCAUCGAAGAAGUGUCCAUACAUUCUUCAGUUGAAGCAAAAUCCUAUACAAUCGGAAUGGGACUGGCACGUGGUAAGUACGAGGCUGAUGCCAUCCUGAGCCCAUCUGCAUUCAGCUCAGCCACGUGGAGACCCACCAACAAAGGUCCUUACAGACAUGUCAGAGUAAUGGCGAAACCAGAAAAUCAACCUCUGACAAUCUGCGAGCUCCAGAUUAAAGGAUCUGAACAACCAAAGACACCUCUAUUCCGGGUUUUCACUGGUAUCGCUAUGUCGAAUCCUCCUGUCCGUACAGUCGCACCUGUUAAGAGUCAGAUAGAGUGCUCGUUGAUCUGUCUUCGUCAAAAAAUACCAGCUUGUGUUACCGCACAGUUCGACCAGGAGAGGAAGAGCUGCGCACUGUUUGACGGAUGCGAGCACACCAAUCUUCAGAGUAAUGAAAACAAAACAGUUGUAUUCGCCUUUGCUGCCAACUGCUUUACAAAAUAACAUUAAUUUGAAUUCCCCCAAAUGAAUAUUAUUGUAAUGAUCCUUUCAUCGAGUAAUAUCAAUUUGUCAGUAAGACGAUUUGUCAAUAGAAUAAAAUGAAUCAACGAUGACUUUUGUAAGAUAAAACACUAUAUUUGCGGUUAAGAUAAACGGUUUCAGAAGUAUCACUAACAUAUGCACAAUUGUAUCAUUUAUUAAAAUAAUUCACACGUUCUACGGCAAAAUGGCAACUUCGCGUAACAGUUAUUUAUUAAAAAUAUGACAUAUAAUGUCUCUGUACAGAUUUUUAUUUUUGAAACUCGCUGUGUUUAGCAUCAAACGCUUUUAUAACUUUAAGUUUUGUAUACAAAUGUUCAUAGAACCUAUGAAAGCUAUUAGCGUCUUUUCACCCCAGUCAAGAGCAGAAGUUGCGUAAAUGCCAUCGACGAUAACAAUAAACAUAGAAAAGAAAGACAUUAAACGUUGUAUCAUUACCGCGAUUUUAGUUUGUGUCUAUGGUGGCCCUUAGAACAGAUUUCAGCAAAGUUGUAUUAAUGGGCGAUCGGUAGGGAUAUGAAAUAUUUCUCUUUUUUUAACUAUUACUAUCAGAACUUUUGUAUUACAAUUUAUUAAAAUUAAACAUUUUAUAUGUUUUAAUAAUAAUUUAGAAAAAAUAUGAUAAAAUGCUGUUGUUAAAAUGUUCCGUGUUUAUUGUGCUUGUAUUAUUUAUUGAUGUUAACAAUAUUUUGCUGACAAUUUUUAUGAAACUUUUAGAUCUUAAGAUUUAAAUAUUUUGGUUUUGUAUCAAAUUAGGAGGCGAAGACAGUUCCCGCAUUACAAAGUCAUUUUUAAUAAUGCAAUCAAAAUCUGCGCAAUAUACUAUCUUUACAAAUCUAACAAUCUAAUUACAUUUUCAACCAUUUAAAAAUAUAAAUAAGCAGUUUAAUCAAAACAUUUUAUUGCACACAUUUCAUUUUUUAAUUUGCAAAUAUUUAUUUUUUUAAAUUAAAAUUGUUAGGUUGUUUGUAUCUAAACUAUUUUAUGUUUAUAAUUAAUGUUUUUUUAACAUGUUUUGUUU